Cryptomeria japonica (Japanese cedar) is the source of this 1406-nucleotide messenger RNA. RefSeq names its product peroxidase 12. The transcript is spliced from 4 exons. Bases 160 to 1284 code for a protein of 374 amino acids. Gene Ontology annotation, molecular function: peroxidase activity; heme binding. NCBI's taxonomy places the organism in Eukaryota, Viridiplantae, Streptophyta, Pinopsida, Cupressales, Cupressaceae. The record is from RefSeq and is a predicted model, not a curated record. Gene Ontology annotation, biological process: hydrogen peroxide catabolic process; response to oxidative stress.
GAAUACGCGUCCUCCACGGAACUAUUCAGCUUCUCGAAGAAGAUGUCGACUUUUUCUUCUACUUUACCGACGUUUACCACUUAUAAAUAAUACUAAUGCAUUGCUAUGAUUCAUAAUACGUAGUUUUUCAGCUUCCUUCGCUCAGUAACUGGGGCCAACAUGGUGAGCUUGGCAGAGAUGGUGAUGAAAUACAGAGGGACAAUUGUUUUGUUUGUGGUGAUAAGUGGGGCUUGGAGUAGCGGUUGUUGUAAUGGGCAGUCUAUAGAUGUGGAUGAUCUCCCAGAGCCUGUGGAUGGACUGUCAUGGACAUUUUACAACACCACUUGCCCUAAUCUGGAAUCCAUUGUCCAAUCCACUCUCGACACGUUUUUGGAUGAUGAUAUCACACAGGCUGCCGGGUUGCUACGUCUUCAUUUCCACGACUGCUUUGUUCAGGGGUGCGAUGCGUCAGUGCUGCUGAAUAUAACAGACAGCUCAAGCGAGAGGCAGGCUGUUCCAAAUCUGACCCUUAGAGCUAUGGCGUUCAUAAUCAUUGAUGAAAUAAAAGCGGCGGUGGAGGCCAACUGCAGCGGCGUUGUAUCUUGUGCCGAUAUUUUGACACUGGCUGCUCGUGACUCCAUAGUCAAGAGUGGAGGACCCGAAUAUCCAGUACCUCUGGGGCGCAGAGACAGCACAACCUUUGCCGAUAAUACUACGGUGCUUGCAAAUUUACCAUCUCCUCUAUCAGACGUAGAUACGCUGGUGGCUGCUUUCAGUGGGAAAGGAUUAAAUAUGACAGAUCUGGUGGCUCUAUCAGGCGGGCACACAAUCGGCCUAGGCCACUGUACUUCCUUCGAGAACAGAUUGUACAACACAAGCACAGGAGUUCGAGAAGAGGACCCUACUCUUGACCAGAGUUUUGCAAACAGUCUUUAUUUAGUGUGCCCCGCCCUCAAUGUCACAAAUACCACCAACUUGGAUGUCCAAACACCAGAUGAUUUUGACAGUGACUACUACAUUAAUAUUCAGAACAAUCAGAGCCUCUUCACCUCUGACCAAACUCUGUAUGGGAAUUCCACUACCCAAGGCAUGGUGGACAGCUUUGCUUCCAACCAGACACUCUUCUUCCAAAAUUUAAUCCUCGGAAUGCUUAAAAUGGGUCAAAUUGAUGUCUUGACGGGCACCGAGGGAGAAAUUCGUAGCAACUGCUCCGUUGCAAAUUCAGCUUCUGCAAUCUUCGACAAAGGUAUACGCUCAAUGGUCGACCCAGCAGAGCAAUCGCCUUCUUCGUUUCAUUCUGAGUAAAUAUGGAACUUUUCUUAAAUAAGCUGCACUUGUGUUUCUCAAGCCAGGUCAUAUGGGAUAUGCCAAGAAUAAGAUAUGGAUGUAUGGUUAUUACAUAUUGCAUAAUGUUUUAAAUUCCUGAA